This is a messenger RNA of Mollisia scopiformis, 893 nucleotides long. RefSeq lists its product as uncharacterized. NCBI's taxonomy places the organism in Eukaryota, Fungi, Ascomycota, Leotiomycetes, Helotiales, Mollisiaceae. The record is from RefSeq and is a predicted model, not a curated record. Bases 370 to 822 code for a protein of 150 amino acids. The transcript has a single exon.
UCGUCAAGAGAUCGAUACGGGCAGUGGUAGAAGAGGAGUGUGGGAAAAAUCGAGAAGUGUGUGAACACGAGGCUCUCUGAAAAUCGGAAAGGCUAUUGUCGGUCAGCAUCUAUUCCCGCGUAGGUCAAGCUUGGAUGGAUUGGGGAAAUACUUGCAGUGAAUGUCGCGCUUUCAGUUGGAAUCGAGUCGAGCGAGGUUGCGUUGGAAGUAACACGAGGAUACCUCGGACCAAAGCACGCCGGCUUCUGGAUGGCCAGGUUUCGAGCUCAACGUCGUCGAGGUCUCGGGGCGGGAACUGGGGAUAACGAAAGGUCGUGAAAUUUUGUCUGAGGAUCUGAGGAGGAUGGGGGUCUUUGAAGGCGGAGGGCGAUGAGCGGUUUGUUCGAGAUGAUGCUCAGGAAUGGAAAGUUCAGAUUCGUGCCGUGUCGAUUAUCUGCGGUAGGUGCAGCGUGCAGAGUGCAGUUGGGUUGCAGGAUAGGUAGGACAGAACGUCGUCGCCUUUUCCAUCCAAGAUUUCUUAUUAUUUCUUCGAUUGCCCUGCACUGGACUGGACGACAGAGUGCUCAGUGCUGGAGGGUGGACAACACCGCUAGACCUCACUGGGGCUGGGAUGGCGCUCUCGCUGGGCCGGACGUGGAUCGUCACUCAAAACGUGAAGGUGCCUGGGAGUGGGAGCUUGACCUCGCUAACAACGACCGUGCAAGGUGCAAGAAAAAUAAUCGAAGCCCAAACCCAAACUUGCAUGGGGGGGAGGGGAGAGGAUUAAGAAGGGUCAGGUCAAGGAUCACAACCCUGUCGGUAGGGAGCGGUGGUCGUGGCUGAGGGCGGAGUGGGAGUCAGGACGCCGGGUGUUUCUGCUGGGACGCUGGGAGUGAUGUAUGGAUGGAUGCGAA